This is a messenger RNA of Colletotrichum graminicola M1.001, 1473 nucleotides long. RefSeq names its product peptidase family M28. The record is from RefSeq and is a predicted model, not a curated record. The transcript is spliced from 2 exons. Gene Ontology annotation, molecular function: metalloexopeptidase activity. NCBI's taxonomy places the organism in Eukaryota, Fungi, Ascomycota, Sordariomycetes, Glomerellales, Glomerellaceae. Gene Ontology annotation, biological process: proteolysis. The coding region runs from base 1 to 1473 and encodes 490 amino acids.
AUGAAGACCACUUACCUUUCCGCCGCCACCUUGGCGCUCGCAACGACCACUUUGGCCACCGAUCUUCUCACGCCCGACAAGAUUGAGGCUGACAUCGAUACCGUCGAGCUUGAGCGCGUCCUCUGGAACCUGAACAAGAUCGGUCGCGACAAUGGCGGAACUCGCGCCUUUGGCACCCCAGGCUACAAGGCUUCGGUCGACUUCGUCUUGGAGCGUGCCCAGACACGUUUCGCCAAGGAGAUGGACACCUGGCUCCAGCCCUUCAAUCACACCUUUGAGCAGACCAAUGCCAUUUCCGUGACUGGUCCCGACGGCCAGGACGUUAUCGUCAUCAGUGCCGAGUACAACACGGCUACCCCCCUUCCGGACGGUAUCACUGCCCCCCUUAUCGACACCCCCGUCGACGACGAGAACGGCUCCGGGUGUCUACCUGAGUCGUUGGAGGGCAUCGACGCCACCGGAAAGCUCGCUCUCGUGAAGCGCGGCGUGUGCGCCAUUUCAGACAAGAUCAAGAAUGCGAAGGCGGCCGGCGCCCUGGGCGUGAUCCUGUACAACCAGGUGCCUGGAGACGACAUCGUCAAGCCCACGCUCGGCGCCGAGAACAUCGGCCUCCUUGUCCCUCUCGGCAUCAUCACGCUCGAGACCGGCGAGGCCUGGAGCGCUGCACUCGCUGCGGGCGAAGAGGUCACCGUGACCCUCAUUGUGGACGCCAUCUUUGAGGAGCGCGAGACGUGGAACGUCAUCUCCGAGACCAAGGAAGGCGACCCGAACAAGGUCAUCAUGCUCGGCGCGCAUCUCGACAGCGUCCUCGAGGGCCCUGGCGUUAAUGACGACGGCUCCGGCACGGCGGCGCUGCUCGAGCUGAUGGGCUCCGUAAAAAAAUACCGAGGUUACAGCCAAAAGAUCAGAUUCGCGUGGUGGGGAGCUGAGGAAAGUGGCUUGGUCGGCUCGUACUACUACACGGAGAACCUCGCGCCCGAGGAGGCCGACAAGAUCAAGUACUACUUCAACUACGACAUGAUCGGCUCGCCCAACCCCAUCUACGAGCUUGCCACCUACAAUAACAGCGGCAUCGGCCCGCAGCUCCUGGCCGACUACCUCGAGGCCAACGGCAAGACGGUCUCGUACGCCGAGUUCGACGGCCGCUCCGACUACGCCGGCUUCGUCGCGCUCGGCAUCCCGACGGCCUCCAUCUUCACGGGCGAGGGCGAGAACGACCCGUGCUACCACCUGGCCUGUGACACACUCGACAACAUCAACUGGGACGCUCUCACCGUCAACACCAAGGCGGCCGGUCGCGCGCUCGCCACGCUCGCCAACUCGCUCGAGGGCGUCCCGCCCCGCGCCAACACGACGCCCAUCCUCCGCGGCCGCGCCGGUGUCCUGCAGCAGUUCGGCCGCUGGAAGGCCAUGGCCGAGCACUCCCGCCACGGCAAGUCGUGCUCGCACAACGACGUGAACAAGAUCUACUGA